Messenger RNA from Racocetra persica, 457 nucleotides. The record is from the annotation of a GenBank genome assembly. NCBI's taxonomy places the organism in Eukaryota, Fungi, Glomeromycota, Glomeromycetes, Diversisporales, Gigasporaceae.
GAAUUGACUUUAAAGUUAGAACCAUUGAGGUGGAUGGUAAACGAAUCAAACUCCAAAUUUGGGAUACUGCAGGCCAAGAGCGUUUUCGUACCAUUACCACAACUUACUACCGUGGUGCUAUGGGUAUAGCUUUUGUAUAUGAUAUUACCAAUGAACGGUCUUUUAAUAAUAUAAGAAAUUGGUUUAGUAAUGCAGAACAAUAUGCCCCUGAAGGAGUUAAUAAAAUUCUCAUUGGAAACAAUUGUCAUUUAUUUGAAAAAAGGGUGAUCACUAAGGAACAAGGUCAAGAACUUGCGAAUGAAUUUGGAAUCAAAAUUUUCGAAACCAGUGCUAAAGAAAACAUAAAUGUUGAGGAGGCAUUCUUUACAUUAGUCAGAGAAAUCAAAUUUCAGAUUAUUGAUCAUGACGUUAAAGAUUAUGACGUUAAAGAUCAUGACGUUAAGGAUCAUGACACUAU